Messenger RNA from Glossina fuscipes, 1505 nucleotides. RefSeq names its product peptidoglycan-recognition protein LB (gene PGRP-LB). The transcript has 3 exons. Gene Ontology annotation, biological process: peptidoglycan catabolic process; innate immune response. Gene Ontology annotation, molecular function: N-acetylmuramoyl-L-alanine amidase activity; zinc ion binding; peptidoglycan binding. The record is from RefSeq and is a predicted model, not a curated record. Lineage: Eukaryota; Metazoa; Arthropoda; Insecta; Diptera; Glossinidae. The coding region runs from base 357 to 962 and encodes 201 amino acids.
GUCUGAAUUUGUGUUGCACUAGAUGUAAGCAAACGCCGCUGCUUAAAAUAAAAAAGUAAAAUCGAUCAAUAAGUUCAUUUAAUUUGUACAUAACAUUACAUGUGUGGAAAACAUUGUUCAUGUUGUGCUUUUGUGUUGUGAAAAAAACUAAAAAUAAAGUUUCCUCUCAACAUAUAUCCAUUCACAUGUAACCGAUGAAUGUACUCAGUAGAAACACUGUAUAUAGUAGAUAUUGUUAUAUAUAUAACUUUAAUAAAUUUAAAAACUCACUUAAAUUGAUUAAUGCACAAGCGUGAAAACACAACAAACCAAAAAUCAACAACAACCUAAAAGGAUUUAGAUAAGCAACAAAAACGAUGACAGCUUUUGGUUUUGUGUUGUUAUCAAUGAUGGGUUGGAUGAACGAAACGACGCCAUUGCGUAGCCGAAUAAUAUCGCGCAGUGAAUGGGGUGCACGUGAUCCAAUAUUAGUGGAAAAAUUCACAGACCCUUCAGCGUUUGUGAUCAUUCAUCAUUCGUAUACUCCUGCAGCUUGUUACACAACCGAUGACUGCAAAAAGGCAAUGCGAAGCAUGCAAGAUUUCCAUCAACUGGAACGUGGCUGGAAUGAUAUCGGUUAUAGUUUUGGGAUAGGUGGGGAUGGCAACAUUUAUGUAGGUCGAGGGUUUAAUGUUGUCGGCGCUCACGCUCCUAAGUACAACGAUAAAAGUGUUGGCAUCUGUUUAAUUGGUGAUUGGAGAACUGAAUUGCCAACAGACACAAUGUUACAAGCCACCAGAGAUUUAAUAGCCUUCGGCUUAUCACGAGGUUAUAUACAUCGGCAGUAUGAACUCCUUGGACAUAGACAAGUUCGCCCUACGGAAUGCCCUGGAGAUCGUCUAUAUAAUGAGAUAACAAAGUGGCCACAUUUUUCUCCGGCGCCGAAUAAUAAUAAAAAUAAUAAUAAAAAAUAUAAAAAUUAAGUUAACCUUCCAAUUAUCUUGUUUUUUAUGCUGACAUUCUUUUUGGAUAUGAAAAGGCGACUCUAAAAUAUUUUGAAAUAAACAGUUAAUUAAUUAAUUAAUUAAUUUAAGUAAUUAGUUGACACCUGCUAAUAAUUACUAAAAAUCUUACAGUCGCCACCACGUGCUUGUAUGUGCACACUAAUACUGCAAUUGCAAUUCGAGCCCUUGCGGCAGCCAUUGCUGAUGUCACUCGUUUUUCUUUUAUAGCAUUUCAAGAUGUAAGUCAAAAGUCUUCUGUUUCUUUCGCAGCCGCUGUUUUUUGCCAUGAUAGUUGUAUUGACGGCAGAAAUUUAACAAAAAUUUGCAUGACUUCAGUUGAUAUUUCACCUGGGCUUAAUAAAAAAAAAAACUUUGUGUCACUCUAGAUAUUGAUGAUAUAUGCUUUCCUGGCCAAUUAUUCCUUUAUGUACUAAUCGACGACCUAAUUUAAUUUUUUUCUAAUUGGGAUUUUUUGUAUGACAUUUGAACUUAUUUCUCUAUACCUCAGUUUUACUUUGCCUU